AGCCGGUCAGCCCAGCGGCCAUCAGCGCUGAUGUUGUAAUCCCAACAGCUGUCAGCUCCGAGACCGUCAGCCCAGCAACUGUCAGCCCGGAGACCGCCAGCCCGGAGGAUGUCAAGCCUGAGGCUGUCAGCCCACCGGCUGCCAGUUGUGAGGCGGGCAGCGCAGCAACCAUUACCACAGUUGCCAGCCCCUCAGGGGAACCUUCCCCAACUGAUGUGCUCACCCCGGUGAGCGCUGAUGGCGGCGACGCGGCGUCACUUCGCCUGACGUCUAUCACAGCGCCAGUGGAUAGCGUCGCUGUUGCCCCAGCUCAAGCUGCGGGCCCGGUCGAUGCUGGUAGUGAAAAGCCGACGACCGAUGUGUCGAUGCUGGCGGGCCCUCACACCUGUGAGGUCAGAGAGGAGACCGUCGGUGUCGGUGCUGCAUCUGUCAGUCCUGAUGCCAAAGCCGAGGGCAGGACUGCCGAGCGGUCCGACCCGGAGGCCAGUCAGCCCACUUCAGCGGAAGAAAGUCUCGCCACGGGCGCGCCGACGCUGGAAGUCUCCCAACUGGGCGCCUCAGGCGAAGCCCCAGAGGCGGGCGAGCCACCACCAGUCUGCUUGGAGUCCGGCAGCACUGGCGAGGCCUCGCAGACUGUCAGCCGGACAGCCGUCAUCGAGGCGACGGACGGAGCUGACGGGCACCUUGGAGUGGACGACUCGGGCACUGUGACUGUCGGCCGGACAGCCGUCAUCGAGGCGACGGAAGGGGCUGACGGGCACCUUGGAGUGGACGACUCGGGCACUGUGGCUGUCGGCCGGACAGCCGUCAUCGAGGCAACGGACGGGGCUGACGGCCACCUUGGGGUGGUCGACUCGGGCACUGUGGUCCGGACAGGCAGUACCUCAGGGGACCGUCUCGUGGCAGACGCUGCUGGGGAAGCGCGAGAGAAGAAUUAUCCCACACUAGGCGACCUUAGUGCUGAUGAAGCUCGAGAAAAUACGCGGUCGGAAACGGUGCAAUUGACCGCCGAGGCGGCUGUGAAGGAUGGGCAGGCAUCGGCUAAAACGUAUGCGUCAGUCCUCAGCUCUGGCCUGGGCCCGGUGAGCUCGACUGCGUCAGUCCCCAGCUCUGGUGUGGACUUGGCGAGCUCGACACCCGCCGUUUCGCAGGCUGCUAAGGUUGAGGAAAACCCUUUGUCUGGCAUUUUAUCAUCAUCGAACAGCGGACCUGACAGUGAGGAAGGUGAGCCUGUGAUGAAGCCCGAUGCGACAUCAGUCGGCAGCGGCAUCCGUAGCGCUGCGACCAAGGUGACGGACAUCUCGACGGUGGCCGAGAAAGCUGCCGGCCUGGACGAGGAGAGACACACGGAGGCCGUCGCUGUACCGGUCGCCGGUGGGACAGAAGUCGCCGAGCGGGAGGGGGUGGAUACUGAUCCCAUUCCAGUCAGGUCCGGUGUUCACGGCUCUGACUCCGGGGAGGCUGCUGCGUGUCAGCGUUCGAUAACAGAAAUUCCGGAAGCUGCCUCAUCCGAUCAGCAACUCGAGGUUGGAUGUCCAUCAUCGACAGACGUUUCUGCUGGUACAUGCAAACCAAACCCGACGGCUGAAGGCUCCCAGGCAGGUGAUCCUGACCUUAACGAAGCCGCCCGGCAGCUCAGGGCUGGCGGCGUAAUGCCCGCGGCUUUGGACAGCAGCGCACCCCAGGAAAAGAUGUCAGGCAGUGACUCAACGGACCCCGGAGAGGCCGCCAAAACCGAGGAAAAGGAUGGAGACGGCGACCCGCCAGCCGCCAGUCCCAGUACCGCUGCCAACGAGGAAAAGCCGGCGAUGGACGAGUGCAGAGGCACGCCACCUGGCGCUGACCCCGGUGAGAACACACCCACAACCGGCCACGUGACGUCGGACAAGCCGGAAGGGGACUCGGCUGACCCAGAAACCGUCACGGUCGACCAAAGGCCGGCCAGCUCAGCGGUGCCGCCAGCCGGGCCGUCCGUGGACCCGAUCGACGCCGUGUCCGUCGGCCCUAUGUCUGCGGCUGUAGGCUCGCCGGAUCCAGUCGACCCGGCGCGCGAUAGUCAGGUGACAGUUUGUCGAAACAGCGUGGAUAACGCGGCGUCAGUCUGUCCAGAGGCCACUGAUACCCCGGCGUCAGACUGUCCAGAGGCCACUGAUACCCCGGUGUCAGUCUGUCCAGAGGCCGUGGGCGCGGCCGGCAGCACGGUGGUGCACACGGCCGCUGGCAGCGGCGGCGACGACAGGCCUCCCGUCACCGUCACUAACGUGACGGGUGUCGAGCGCGCCGCGCGCGGCAACGUGGCUACCGUGGAGGUGACCGACUCGCCGGCGGGCGCGCAGCCCGAGGGCGCGCCGGCCGCGCGGCGCGUCCCCCCUGAGGAGGUGGAGGUGGUGACGGACGAGAAGACCAACUCGGUGCUGGUGACGGGAGAGGUGCGGCCGGCGCCGGACGAGCUGCGCAGUCUCAUAGCGCGCUCGCGCCAGGCGCGCGACGAGUUCGUGCAGAUGACGGUGGGCCGUGGCAUCUCGCCAGAGCCGGCGUCGCGCCUCGCCGACUACUUCGCCGGCCUGGACGCACCGGCGCCGACGCCCGGGCGGCGCGGACCGCGAACCCCUGAGGUGCGGCGCCGCCAGCGCUCGCCGGACGGCGCUGAGCGGCGCGUCAGCACCGACGGCGAGAUGCCAGAUGACUUCGACGACGGCUUCGACUUCGGCGGCGGCGACGACGACGAGUACGGCUACGACCACUUCGACUCGGACGAGCGCUACUCGAUGGAGGAGCAGGAGUCGUUCAGCGACGCGUCGCAGGAGGAGGCGUACACGGAGGAGGAGAUGCGGGGACUGAGCCGGCCACUGGACUUCACACUAACCACCAUCAUCGAGGAGAGCUGCGAGGAGAGCGACGUCGAUGAGCGCGCCGCCAAGGAACGCACACCCACCGCUGACCCGUCAUCGGAGCUCGAGAAGUACUUCUUCUUCGGCCUGGGCAACGGGCCGUACGAGCCGCGCAAGGUCGGCAACGAGGAGAGCGAGUGCAACGACUCGUUCAGCAGCGACGCGUCAGCCUCGGUGUACAGCGAGCUGUUGGACACGGAGGACGCCGACGGUGACCCGGUGGAGCAGGCCGCGGCGCGCUACUUCAACAAGGGCUUCCUGGGCCUGGGUCUGGUGCGGCAGCCGUCGAUUCGCUCUGCUGGCGAAGACUCUGAGGUCCAGACGGACGGCAGCGGUAGCGUUGGCAGCGACUCCGAGGGUCAGCCAUCUCCCGAGCAGCGGCGCAAAAAGGUCACGCGCUCCCGCUACCGGGCGCAGUCGGGUGACGUCAGCGGCAGCGGCGGCGACGUGUCGGCGCGCGAGGUGUCCGACAAGAGCGACGGUACGUCCAGUGACGAGGACAACCCGCCCGAUCCGACCGCCGACGAGACGGCCUUCGAGAAGACGGACGGCCAGUUCGACACGAUUAAACGGCGCAAGAAGAAGAAGCUGCUGGCGUCCGGCGGCGACCACUCGGACCGCGAGACGGCCCUGGAGAAGGUGGCUCGCGCGAUGGAGGAGCCGGCGGCGCUGGCCGUGGCGCGAGCGCCGGAGCCGCUGGCCGCGCCGGACGCUGGCCGCGAUGCCAGUCUCCACCAGCUGGACAAGACGGGCGAGGCGCGCCAGAGCCGCGACAGCGGCUUCCUAGGCAGCUCGGACGACCUGCUGAAGGAGGCGGUAAUCAAGGAGACGGAGGAGCGGCCAGAGGAGGCGGCCAAUCGCGUGACGCCCGACUCAUCGGACAGUGAGGGCACGGCGCGCAAGACCAGCUCGGUCUCCGGCUCGCAGCGGUCCGCCUCCGGUGAGGAAGGCGCCGCCGGCGGCAGGAGGUCGACUACACCGUCAGCCAAGGCCAGAGACGCCGCCGGCCAGGCGGCCAGUUCGCCGGGCGCCAAAACGCGCAACAAGGUAAUCCGCAAGGACUCGUUCAACAACUGGAGUUCGGACGAGGAGACCAACAUCCUGAUGGGCCGUCUGCGACAGUUCUUCCGCACGACCAUCUUCAGCGCGCCGCGCACGGACGUGCACGGUCCGCAGGCGAAGCCGGCCCAGCUGCUUUCGUUCGAGAGCGAGCUCACGCGCAUGAUGAAGAGCGUGCCUGGCAUCAACGAGGCGCAGGUGCGCGAGAUUGUUGAAUACCUGAGCAGCGAGGACACGUGGAGCGACUCGUACGACAGCUCCGACUACACGAGCAGUGACCUGGAGGGCGCGUACGCCGCCUUCAACCCGGCGCAGCCCGACUUCAUGACGCAGAUCCAGAAGCAGAUCUCGCAGAGCUGCCAGCAGAUCAUCCAGAAGUACGACGGCUCGGACGCGCCGCCGCCGCCGCCCGUCCAGCCGCCCGCGCCGGCGGCCGCCGCGCCGGCCGAGCCCAACGACGCUGUGGCCGUGUACGAACGGUUGAUGGGCAGCUUGCGCGGCCUGUCGCAGCCGACGCAGCCGCCGCCGCCCUGUGCCCGCCUCGCCUCCCAUGCUCACUAA
Pollicipes pollicipes is the source of this 4511-nucleotide messenger RNA. RefSeq lists its product as uncharacterized. The record is from RefSeq and is a predicted model, not a curated record. Gene Ontology annotation, molecular function: neurexin family protein binding. Gene Ontology annotation, biological process: exocytosis. NCBI's taxonomy places the organism in Eukaryota, Metazoa, Arthropoda, Thecostraca, Pollicipedomorpha, Pollicipedidae. Gene Ontology annotation, cellular component: exocytic vesicle; plasma membrane.